UAAGAGGCAAAAAAAGGUUAGAGAACGCAUAGUAAAGUGACAGCUGAUUUCUCCACUUUGCUUAUGAGGUCAGGGGGUAACCUAGCCGUGUGUCAUUCUGGCAGUCCCAAAAUUCCUUGGCAAAAAUAGAAGAAAAAAAAGGAGACAUAUUUCGAUUGAGCAAUGUUGCGAAAAACUUCUCAGCCAUCGACUCCAGUAACAUCUCUGACGCUACCUGUCAAAGUCGUAUAGCCUUUGGUUAGGGGAUUAUUUUACCGUUUUUUGAUUUGUUAGUUUCUUUCCAUUAUACACAUUGUACAUAAAUUUACUUUUUAUACUGAAUUUACAAACUCGCGUAAUAAAAUAUUGUGAAAACUCGUAUUUCGCGAAUAUUAUAUCAUGUCUGACAACGGCGGACCGCGGGGGUCUGAGAGCUCAGUAAUCGCAAAAAAAUCUCGCCGAGGUAAACGAGGCAACAACAGACCGAAUCCGUUGACUGUUGAACAAAUGCUUGCUACUGCUUUACAAAAAAUAGAAGUGCAGCCUAAAAAACGACCCCCUAGAAGACCAAAGGUCUCUAACCAAGGAUCGAACAGUAUUGACAGUAACUCCGUCAUCUCGCCUGCCAUUCAGGUGAACACUGUGCUCCAGAAGCAGACUAAUGCGACGGUUGUCAACCAUAUUCAGACGCCCAUUGUUCCACAAAUUAUCCAAAAUCAAGGGGUAAACUUAACGAAUGAAAAGAAGCUGCCGAAAAAGUGGAAGAAAAAUGAUCCGAGGAAAAACAAACAAGUCGUUCAAGAGCAGACUGAAAAUCUCAGCAUAAAAAUUGCUGUUGGUGAUGCAGCGCGAAAUAUAAGAAAAAAUAAAGUUGUAGACACUCCGGGUAAAAGCACUGAGAAUAAAAAAGGGAACAAAAAUACCUUCCCAGAUUAUAUACCUCAAACAGUAAUAAGAAAGUUAUUAGCUGAUCAAAAUUCGAAGGAAAUUGAAUAUGUGGAAGGAAACAUAAGGAUAAAUGCAAAGUCUUUCAAAGAAGCUUAUGUCGCGAUGGCUAAUGACGAGAUGGAUAUUUUGAUAGAUGGAAUUCAUGAUAGAAACAGGGCCCUAGAGGGAGAUCUGGUAGUUGUGAAAAUAAAUCCUGCCGAUAAGUGGCGUAAUUUGAAAUCAGAUAAACCGCAAAAGACUGCAACAGUUGUUUGUAUAUUAGAGAAAAUUCACACGAGAAAAGCGGUCGGGUUUCUCAAAGUCAUGCCUGAUAAAAAUAAUCGAAUUGCUCUAUUCGCACCCAGGGACCACAAAGUACCUCGAUUAAAUAUUGAUUCCAGUUACUGGCCGCCCAACUUCUAUAACGAUCCAGAAUCUUAUGCCAAUAUUAUGUUUUUGGCCGAAAUCACAUCGUGGAAUGAUGUCCGAUAUGCUCGAGGGAAAAUUCUGAAAUGCAUAGGUGAAACAGGAGAUCUCAGGGCAGAGUCUAGCGCGAUUGUGCUUGAAUAUGACCUGGAUGUAACACCCUACAGUCCAGAAUUAACGCAAGACCUGCCGCCAAGUGACUACCAGCCUAUCGCAGCAGAUAUCGAUGGUCGAGAAGACUGGAGGAAACAAUGUAUUUUCACCAUAGAUCCAGCAACUGCGGCAGAUUUGGACGAUGCAAUGUCGUGCAGACCCAUGGAGAAUGGAAACUUUGAAGUGGGAGUCCAUAUUGCAGACGUAACGCAUUACCUGAAUGCAUUCACGCCAUUGGACAAGGCAGUCGCACGGCGCGCGACGACCAUUUACUUAUCAGAUAAUGUAUACCACAUGCUGCCUAAACAACUGUGCAACGUGUGUUCUCUUCUGCCAGGCUAUGAUAAGCUUGCUUUUUCUGUUAUAUUUGAAAUGACGCCAGAAGGUGAGGUAGUCAGGCACAGAUUUGCUAAAACUGUUAUCAAUUCGUGCUGUCAGUUUGCCUACGAGCAUGCUCAAGUCAUGAUCGUGAAUCCCAGUAAGGAGUGGUCGAAAGACGAGAUCCCUGUGAUCAAAGGACCCUACACAAUUUCAGACCUGUGUACCGUUGUAAACAAUUUAAAUAAUCUAGCCGUGAAAAUCAGGGAAAAAAGGUUUGAGAAUGGGUCGCUUAGGAUAGAUCAGCCAAAGCUGCAUGUAAUCGUCGACAGAGAGACAGGAUUACCUGUAUCGUUUACGUUGGAGGAACAAAAAGAUAGUAACAGGUUGAUUGAGGAGUUUAUGCUCUUGGCAAACAUGACUGUAGCCACGCAUCUCUAUGAAAAUUUACCUGACGUUUCCUUGUUGCGCUGUCAUCAGCCCCCUAUAAUGCGAAAUCUGUCCAAAACUCAGGCAAUGCUUGAAAAGCUUGGGAUCCAUAUAGAUAUUGAGAGCGCAGGUGCCCUGCAGGCCAGUCUAGUUAGAUACCAACCAAAUCCUUGUGGUAGUUCCGAAGACUUUUACCUGGCAAAGUGCAGGGCUGUAGUGAUGAACGUACUCUGUGCGAAAACUAUGGCACGCGCCAGAUAUUUUUGUACCUCGGUCAAAAUGGACGCUGAAAAAUUGAAACAUUAUGCUUUAAAUGUUCCUCUCUAUACGCACUUUACAUCGCCGAUCAGAAGGUACUCUGAUUGCAUAGUGCACCGAUUACUGCAUGCAUCCAUUCAGAACGCUUUACCAGUUCCUAAGUGGACGCGGAGUCUAUGCGCUGAGAUAGCAAUGAAUUGCAACAGACAGAAAUACAAUGCCAAACUAGCCCAAGAGGUUUCCAGCGAAUUGUACCUGACCUAUCUCGUGGGUCUUACAGGGCCUGUAAAUACCACUGCCAUCACAGUUGACGUAAAGGAUCGAAGCAUUGAUAUUAUACUUUACACAAUGGGUAUUAACUUGCGAAUUUAUUUUGCUGAGCUGGAAAAGGUCGCCUCAGUUCAUCACGUCAAGGAAGACGAUAUACAAACAGUAACGAUUGUGUGGAAACAUUUAAAUAUGUCUCAAGUGAUCAAUAUAUUUAGCAUAGUAAAUGUUCGGGUCGGAAAAGAUCCGGCAAAGAAUCGUUUACUUGGAGAGUUACUACCGCCGACGCCACUUGACAUUCAAGCCUCAGUACAAACAUUAUAAACGACCAUUCGAAUUAUUGACGCAGUUCAAUGGAAUAUAGCACAAUCAUUGUAUUUAAUAUAAGGAAUAAUUAUAUACUCACGAAAUAUUUUUUUUUCGCCGCAAAUUGACUCCUACAAUUUUGAUGUAUCCUCUACAAAUACUGUAUAUUUUUAUCAUCAUGUUUUGUGAAUAUAUAUACGUUUUU
Diprion similis is the source of this 3268-nucleotide messenger RNA. Its product is annotated as DIS3-like exonuclease 2. Gene Ontology annotation, cellular component: P-body; exosome (RNase complex). Lineage: Eukaryota; Metazoa; Arthropoda; Insecta; Hymenoptera; Diprionidae. Bases 379 to 3081 code for a protein of 900 amino acids. The transcript has 8 exons. The record is from RefSeq and is a predicted model, not a curated record. Gene Ontology annotation, molecular function: 3'-5'-RNA exonuclease activity; RNA binding. Gene Ontology annotation, biological process: miRNA catabolic process; mRNA catabolic process.